Messenger RNA from Candidula unifasciata, 1167 nucleotides. The record is from the annotation of a GenBank genome assembly. NCBI's taxonomy places the organism in Eukaryota, Metazoa, Mollusca, Gastropoda, Stylommatophora, Geomitridae.
AUGAGCGGCACGUCAGUAAAGGGCUACAACUCAAGCUUCUUCAACGGACUGACCAUUGAAGGAGGUUUCCACACAGAUAUGUACGGACUGUGUUGUCCACAGAUCCGAGGCCCAGGUAUCACAGACCAGGUGUGCUUUGCUCCAGAAGAUGCUAUCUCCACGUGUUAUGCCUUGAUCGGGGACACAGUUCAGCGUGUGCUUCUAUGGAUAGUCGGCAUCAUCGCAGUACUGGGCAACUUUACUGUGAUUGUAUGUAGGUUUGUGUGGAACAAAAGUGUCUUAAAUAAGGCGUAUGGUAUAUUUGUAACAAAUCUGGGAGUGUCAGAUUUCAUAAUGGGAGUGUACUUACUGGUAAUCGCUAGCGCUGACUUGUACUACAAUGGUAUCUAUAUCACCAAAAACAUUUACUGGAAGCAGAGUCUUGUUUGUCACAUUGCGGGAUUCCUUUCAACUCUCUCCAGCGAGACGUCGGCAUUUUUUGUUUUGCUGGUUACCAUAGACAGGUACUUUGUCCUCAAAUUUCCAUUUGGCCAGUACGGUUUCACCAAAAGAAGCACGCUAAUUGCCAGCGUGGCUGCCUGGUCAUGCGGAUUUGCUUUGGCACUAACUCCAUCACUGCCCAACUUCAAUGACUGGACAAUCUUCUACGUCAACGGCAUGUGUCUCGGCUUGCCUCUAACAGUCGAGAGGCUAGGCGGAUGGGAGUAUUCCGUGGCUAUCUUCGUGGGCUUGAACACAGUCAUGUUCGUAGUUAUCGCAGCUGGCCAGUAUUCAAUCUACCAAGCCAUGUCUGGGAACCGCGCUGCCAAAACUGCAGUGCACAACAGCAACAGACGAUCUCAAGACGUUGCGGUGGCAAAACAGUUGUUUCUCGUGGUCCUGACGGAUUUUCUUUGCUACUUCCCUGUCGGUCUCAUGGGUCUUUUAGCCAUGACCGGACACCAGAUUGGCAAUAAGGUCUAUGCUUGGUCAGCCGUGCUGGUUCUUCCGAUAAAUUCAGCCAUUAACCCUGUGCUUUACACUGUUCCCGUGAUUCAGAACAAGUGGUUGCAGUUUCAGAGGCGUCACUUUAGAUUUGGGUUAAAAAGAGACAAGUCCCAGAAUGCUAAUCCGGUAGCCACACUAUCUAAUGCUCUGGAAUACAAUUUAAAAAACAUUACUUUAUAA